Molecule: messenger RNA, 969 nt
Organism: Lodderomyces oxycetoniae
Lineage: Eukaryota; Fungi; Ascomycota; Pichiomycetes; Serinales; Debaryomycetaceae
Gene: TAL1
Product: sedoheptulose-7-phosphate:D-glyceraldehyde-3-phosphate transaldolase
Exons: 1
Coding region: 1-969 (322 amino acids)
Biological process (GO): pentose-phosphate shunt; carbohydrate metabolic process; pentose-phosphate shunt, non-oxidative branch
Cellular component (GO): intracellular anatomical structure; cytoplasm
Molecular function (GO): transaldolase activity
Source: RefSeq, a predicted model, not a curated record
AUGUCCUCAUUAGAACAAUUAAAACAAUUCACCACAUUGACAGUGGACUCAGGUGAUCUCAAUGCAUUGAAAGCCUUUCACGAUGUCACUGAUGCUACAACAAACCCAUCAUUGAUCUUGGCUGCUUCCAAGAAUCCAGAAUAUGCUCCAUUGAUCGACGUUGCUAUUGAAUAUGCCCAAGACAAAGGAUCUUCACCAAAGGAAAAAGCAUUGAUUGCUUUGGACAGGUUAUUGAUUGAGUUUGGUAAGGAGAUUUUGAAAAUCGUCCCUGGUAGAGUUUCUACUGAAGUCGAUGCAAGAUUAUCCUUUGACAAGACUGCUACAAUCAAAAAGGCAUUGGAAUUGAUUGAUUUGUACAAGAAAGAAGGUAUUGAUAAGGAGAGAAUCUUGAUCAAGAUUGCUUCCACUUGGGAAGGUAUUCAAGCAGCUAAGGAAUUGGAAGAGAAACACGGAAUCCACUGUAAUUUGACUUUGUUAUUCUCAUUUGAACAAGCUGUCGCAUGUGCUGAAGCUAAAGUAACAUUGAUUUCUCCAUUUGUUGGAAGAAUCAUGGACUGGUACAAGAACUCUACUGGUGAAACCUACACUUCAGAAACUGACCCUGGUGUUAAAUCAGUUAAAAACAUUUACAACUACUACAAAAAGUUUGGUUACAAGACCAUUGUUAUGGGUGCUUCUUUUAGAAACGUUGGCGAAAUUGAAGCUUUGGCCGGUUGUGAUUUCUUGACUAUUUCACCAAAAUUAUUAAACGAGUUGGCCAACUCGACUACUAAGAUUACAAGACAAUUGAGUCCAGAGAGUGCUAGUCAACAAGAUAUAACUAAAGUUUCAUUCAUUAACGAUGAAGCUGGUUUCAGAUUGGGCUUGAAUGAAGAUGCUAUGGCUACCGAAAAAUUAGCCGAAGGUAUUAGAAACUUUGGUAAAGAUACAGUUACUUUAUUAUCCACUUUGGAGAAAAGAUUUGAAUAA